AGUGUAAGCAGUCCAACCACAUCGGUUUCCACGACAUAUUCAAGUGGCAGCAAAAGUUAUUCAACUUCAGUAUCCACCUCUGUGUCUACUUCAACGUCAACUAGCUUAUCGAGAUCACGUAGCACAAGUACAUCUACAUCAAAAUCGACAUCAACUAGUGUCAGUACCCCAACAACCACUGUGUUCUCCACAUAUUCCAGUGCCAGCACAAGUACCUCAACAUCAGUAUCCACCAGUGUGUCUACUUCCACCUCAUCAAGUGUGAGCACUCCAACAACAUCAGUCUCAACGACAUACUCAAGUGGCAGCAAAAGUUAUUCAACUUCAAUAUCCACAAGUUUAUCAACGUCGACAUCAACGAGCUUUUCCACAUCAGUUACUGCCAGUACAUCCAAGUCGACUUCAGCAUCAUCAAGUCUAAGUACUCCAACAACUACAGUAUUCUCGACCUAUUCAAGUGCCAGCGUAUAUACGUCAAUAUCAGUGUCGACAAGUACCUCAACAUCAGUGUCCACCAGUGUGUCUACUUCCACUUCAACUAGUGUAAGUACGCCAACAACGUCAGUUUCCACUACAUUGUCUAGUGGGAGUAAGAGUACUUCAGCAUCGGUAUCCACCAGUGUAUCAAAAUCAAUGUCAACUAGUGUAAGUACACCAACAACGUCAAUUUCCACCACAUUGUCAAGUGCCAGUACAAGUACUUCCACAUCAGUGUUGACUAGUGUGUCUACAUCCACCUCAACUAGUGUGAGUACACCAACAACGUCAGUUUCCACCACAUUGUCAAGUGCCAGCACAAGUACUUCAACGUCAAUAUCUUCCAGUGUAUCCACUUCAGCAUCAACAAGUAAGUCGAAAUCAACUUCAACCUCUGCUUCAACAUCAACAAGUGCUUCAACGUCCCUUAACACUAGCACCUCAACAUCAACAAGUGUCAGUACACCAACUACGACAGUUUUCUCGACAUACUCAAGUGCGAGCACAAGUACUUCAACAUCAGUAUCCACCAGUGCAUCUACAUCAACGUCAACUAGUGUGAGUACGCCAACAACAUCGGCGUCCAAGACCUUGUCAAGUGUGAGUACAAGUACAUCAACAUCAGUAUCCACCAGCGUGUCCACAUCAACAUCAACAAGUCUGAGCACACCAACAACGUCAAUUUCCACUACUUUGUCAAGUGCCAGUACUAGUACUUCAACAUCAGUGCCGACUAGCGUGUCUACAUCCACCUCAACUAGUGUGAGUACACCAACCACGUCAGCUUCCACUACAUUGUCAAGUGCUAGCACAAGUACUUCAAUAUCAUUAUCCACCAGCGUGUCCACAUCCACAUCAACAAGUGUGAGCACACCAACAACGUCAAUUUCUACUACUUUGUCAAGUGCCAGUACUAGUACUUCAACAUCAGUGUCGACUAGCGUGUCUACAUCCACCUCAACUAGUGUGAGUGCGCCAACGUCAGUGUCCACGACAUUGUCAAGUGCCAGCACAAGUACCUCAACAUCGGUAUCUACCAGCGUGUCCACGUUAACAUCGACAAGUGUAAGCACACCAACAACGUCAGUGUCGACGACAUUGUCGAGUGCCAGCACAAGUACCUCAACAUCAGUAUCUACCAGCGUGUCCACAUCAACAUCGACAAGUGUGAGCACACCAACAACGUCAGUGUCUACGACAUUUUCAAGUGCCAGCAUAAGUACUUCAACGUCAAUAUCUUCCAGUGUGUCCACUUCAGCAUCAACCAGUAGGUCGAAAUCAACUUCAACCUCUUCUUCAACAUCAACUAGUGCUUCAACUUCUCUUAGCACAAGCACCUCAACAUCAAGAUCAGCAAGUGCUAGUACACCAACUACGACAGUUUUCUCUACAUACUCAAGUGCGAGCACAAGUACUUCAACAUCAGUAUCCACCAGUGUAUCUACAUCAACGUCAACUAGUGUGAGUACACCAACAACAUCGGUGUCUAAGACCUUGUCAAGUGCGAGUACAAGCACAUCAACAUCAGUGUCCACUAGUGUGUCUACACCAACUUCAACAAGUGUAAGCACACCAACAACGUCAAUUUCGACUACAUUGUCAAGUGUCAGCACAAGUAUUUCAACAUCAGUGUCCACCAGCUUGUCUACAUCAACAUCAACUAGUGUGAGUACACCAUCUACGUCAUUGUCUACCACUUCUUCAAGUGUCAGUACGAGUACAUCAACAUCAGUAUCCACCAGUGUGUCGAGAUCACUGAGCACUAGCACGUCGACAUCGACCUCAGCAUCCACCAGGUAUCUUUUUGUAAAUGUCGUAUGUGGUGUGUUAUUUUAAAGGGAUAAAAUGUGAUUUUUUUCUUCCUUUUGGAUAAUUUUAUAGAAACUUGUUAGAGAUUUUGGUCAAGUAUUGAAUGUGAUAUAGUACGAAGAAAUUCUAGGGGGACAUUUUCUUAAACUCAUUGUGUAACAAAUGUAGAAAAGGUCGUGCUUUGGUGUGUCUCUCAAAAGAAAACUGUGCAAAAACAGCAUAAUAUCCUUGUCUCUGGAAAUUAUCUUUGUGUUUUUCAGCUACAAAAAAGAGGAGUGAGGGUGAUUUCCGAUGCUUAUUACUAGGCGUCUCGUAUUACGUUUUUUAAUAGUCUACAGUAGCUUCCUUUUUAUGAAGAAGGGAAAAUAGCUAAAUGUUGUGUUGCAUACAAACGCAUUAAGGGAAGAGUUCCCUUAUAUAUUGAAGACUACUUAGGAAUCAACAGUCAGCAACAUAGUUGUGUAACUAGAUGUAGUAAUAUAAACUUUAUUUGCCCAAAAUCUAAUUGAAGACUACUUAGGAAUCAACAGUCAGCAACAUAGUUGUGUAACUAGAUGUAGUAAUAUAAACUUUAUUUGCCCAAAAUCUAAUCGGCUGACCGAAGUCGGUAAGACAUUCGCAGCUGCUACUUGUCAACUUUGGAAUGGCUUAAGCCUUGAUCUUAGAAAUGCAUUAUCAUUGGUAUCCUUCUUCAAAGAGAAGCAAGAACUACACCAUUUCAUAGUUUAGUCGUAUUUUGUAUAUAUUUCCUUAGCCAUAUCAUUAGCUUUUAUACUUGUUUAUAUGAAUGCCGAACUUCUGUAUUUGCUUAGUUUUAUUUAUUUUGUACUUUGAUUUUGUAUAUUCGGAAUAUGUUGUCGUAAUUGCAAUUUUUUAGAUAGAGGGCCAUGAGUUUACUAGUUUCUGUAACUAUUCCGUGCUACACUCUUAAAAUACAGCGUAUUAUUAUUAUUACUAUUAUUUUGCAAGAAAGUAAUCAUGAGAUUUGUUCGUAAAUGUUAAUUUUACAACGAGAUAGAUAUCUCAAAUAUUAAAAAUUUGUUUCGUACAAUCGUGGUCAUAAGAGCUUGAGCUCAUGUUGCGCUAAUUUAAAUGCAAGGUUUGCUCACAAUUCUUGAUAUCUUGUGAAUAACGGUUUCUUUGCAUCAGUUUGAGAAGGUGAGCGUGUUUGUCUUAGAAAUAGUGCAUCAUGUGCCUAAAAAAAAAGAUCACCAUCUUUGAGCCCGCUUGAUUAAGUUCCCCACACAUAAAUAAGAACUCGUGUUUCAAUAAAUGUAAUAUGGAGAGAAGCAGUACUUACAUUUUAUGUUCGUGCAUGACUCAUCUUUCUCUCUAACAAGGCCAUAGGUCUUAGUAGAGCUGUUACAUUGAUUAGAAAGAGAAAAUAGUAUUUACAGCGUUGGUGGGCUAACAAAUCCUUUUUUUUUCCAUUCUAAGCGCUGGGAAGCGUUUUUCUUCUACAUUUAACUCAAUUUUUGGCGAUAACUAGAUAUUUAUGAGGGACUGCAGGGAUUCUUUUAGGUUGAAGUGCAAGGCUCUUCGAUAUUGAGCGUGAUGAGCCCUUGUGUAACUAUAUUCCUGUUGUUUAUUAUUUUCAGUGUUUCAACUUCAAUCUCAAUUAGUACAAGCUUGAGUUCGAGUGCGUCGAUAUCAACUACAACAAGUGCAUCCAUUCCCACCUCUAUCAGCACAAGGUUAGUUUAUGAAAGUUUGAGAAGGAUGAGAGGUGCUUGCGAUCCUUCAAAUUGCUAUUAGUAGCAAUUCAGGUUAGCAAAGUUUUUAAAUAUGGUUUAUAUCAUCUUUCAGCAUUUCUACUUCAAGGUCCACUACAGUGUCAGCAUCGUCAUAUCAAUCGGUUUCUGAGAAAACUGCAGUCACUUUUUUCCCGUCAUCUGCUUACAGUCGGUCCUCUAAUGUACAGUAUUCAAUACCUACAUCAAGUAGGAAGCCGCCGAGUUUGAAGCCUCCGAGGAGAUCCUCUACAUCAAGUGUCUCAUCUUCAAGGUAAUUAGAUUAAGAAGUGGAAUUUUUAUUAAGGGACUGAAGACAAGUGAAAACACGCAACAAAAGUUUUGUUUUUACUAAACUUCUUCGGGAUUUAAGUUAAAAAAUGGUUCUUUACAGGUACCAUAGACCCUUUUCUUUUAGUCAAGUGAAUUCUACAGACACAGAUCACGGUUUUUUUUGAUGAAGAAGGAGAAUCAGAUGGCAUGGAAGGAAUCGAAAAUAGGGUGGGAUGUGUUUAGUAUACCCAUGUAAUGGUACUUCGGAGGAGCCAUUUACUCCUUACUCCCUCAAACGAAAUACUUUUACUGCCUCUAAAAGGCGAUGAGCUUACAGUUAGGUCUAGCUACAAUUGCUGCGUAAAAUUACUCUUCUAGGCACAUUCCAGAAAAAAACACACAAUUGACAUGUAUUAACUUCAAUGAUGCAUCUCAAUUUUCUUUUAAUUUAAUUUUGUUAACUCAAGCACAUCUACAUCAACAUCAAAAUCAACAUCUUUGAGUUCAAGUAAGUCGACAAGUAUAACGACAUCAGCGAGUACCAGUACAUCCACCUCAACCUUAAAGAGCGUCAGCACGCCAACAACCACAGUUUUCUCGACGUAUUCCAGUGCCAGCACAAGUACCUCAACAUCAGUGUCCACCAGUGUAUCGACUUCAACCUCAACUAGUGUAAGCAGUCCAACUACAUCGGUUUCCACGAUAUAUUCAAGUGGCAGCAAAAGUUAUUCAACUUCAGUAUCCACCUCUGUGUCUACUUCGAUGUCAACUAGCUUAUCGAGAUCGCGUAGCACCAGUAGAUCUACAUCAAAAUCGACAUCAACUAGUGUCAGUACUCCAACAACCACAGUGUUCUCGACAUAUUCCAGUGCCAGCACAAGUACCUCAACGUCAGUAUCCACCAGUGUGUCUACUUCCACCUCAUCAAGUGUGAGCACUCCAACAACAUCAGUCUCAACGACAUACUCAAGUGGCAGCAAAAGUUAUUCAACUUCAAUAUCCACAAGUUUAUCAACGUCGACAUCAACGAGCUUUUCCACAUCAGUUACUGCCAGUACAUCCAAGUCGACUUCAGCAUCAUCAAGUCUAAGUACUCCAACAACCACAGUAUUCUCAACCUAUUCAAGUGCCAGCGUAAGUACGUCAAUAUCGGUGUCGAAAAGUACUUCAACAUCAGUGUCCACCAGUGUGUCUACUUCCACUUCAACUAGUGUAAGUACGCCAACAACGUCAGUUUCCACUACAUUGUCUAGUGGGAGUAAGAGUACUUCAGCAUCGGUAUCCACCAGUGUAUCAAAAUCAAUGUCAACUAGUGUAAGUACACCAACAACGUCAAUUUCCACCACAUUGUCAAGUGCCAGUACAAGUACUUCCACAUCAGUGUCGACUAGUGUGUCUACAUCCACCUCAAGUAGUGUGAGUACACCAACAACGUCUGUUUCCACCACAUUGUCAAGUGCCAGCACAAGUACUUCAACGUCAAUAUCUUCCAGUGUGUCUACUUCAGCAUCAACAAGUAAGUCGAAAUCAACUUCAACCUCUGCUUCAACAACAAGUGCUUCAACGUCCCUUAGCACAAGCACCUCAGCAUCAAAAAGUGUUAGUACACCAACUACGACAGUUUACUCGACAUACUUAAGUGCGAGCACAAGUACUUCAACAUCAGUAUCCACCAGUGCAUCUACAUCAACGUCAACUAGUGUGAGUACGCCAACAACAUCGGUGUCCAAGACCUUGUCAAGUGUGAGUACAAGUACAUCAACAUCAGUAUCCACCAGCGUGUCUACAUCAACAUCAACAAGUGUGAGCACACCAACAACGUCGAUUUCUACAACAUUGUCAAGUGCGAGUUUAAGUACAUCAACAUCAGUAUCCACCAGUGUAUCUACAUCAACGUCAACUAGUGUGAGUACGCCAACCACGUCAGUUUCCACGACACUGUCAAGUGCCAGCACAAGUACUUCAACAUCAUUAUCCACAAGCAUGUCCACAUCAACAUCAACAAGUGUGAGCACAGCAACAACGUCAAUUUCUUCUACUUUGUCAAGUGCCAGCACUAGUACUUCAACAUCAGUGUCGACCAGCGUGUCUACAUCCACCUCAACUAGUGUGAGUACACCAACCACGUCAACGUCCACGACAUUGUCAAGUGCCAGCACAAGUACUUCAACGUCAAUAUCUUCCAGUGUGUCUACUUCAGCAUCAACAAGUAAGUCGAAAUCAACUUCAACCUCUGCUUCAACAACAAGUGCUUCAACGUCCCUUAGCACAAGCACCUCAGCAUCAAAAAGUGUUAGUACACCAACUACGACAGUUUUCUCGACAUACUCAAGUGCGAGCACAAGUACUUCAACAUCAGUAUCCACCAGUGCAUCUACAUCAACGUCAACUAGUGUGAGUACGCCAACAACAUCGGUGUCCAAGACCUUAUCAAGUGCGAGUACAAGUACAUCAACAUCAGUAUCCACCAGCGUGUCUACAUCAACAUCAACAAGUGUGAGCACACCAACAACGUCGAUUUCUACAACAUUGUCAAGUGCGAGUUUAAGUACAUCAACAUCAGUAUCCACCAGUGUAUCUACAUCAACGUCAACUAGUGUGAGUACGCCAACCACGUCAGUUUCCACGACACUGUCAAGUGCCAGCACAAGUACUUCAACAUCAUUAUCCACAAGCGUGUCCACAUCAACAUCAACAAGUGUGAGCACAGCAACAACGUCAAUUUCUUCUACUUUGUCAAGUGCCAGCACUAGUACUUCAACAUCAGUGUCGACCAGCGUGUCUACAUCCACCUCAACUAGUGUGAGUACACCAACCACGUCAACGUCCACGACAUUGUCAAGUGCCAGCACAAGUACUUCAACGUCAAUAUCUUCCAGUGUGUCUACUUCAGCAUCAACAAGUAAGUCGAAAUCAACUUCAACCUCUGCUUCAACAUCAACUAGUGCUUCAACGUCCCAUAGCACAAGCACCUCAACAUCGACAUCAGCAAGUGUAAGCACACCAACUACGACAGUUUUCUCGACAUACUCAAGUGCGAGCACAAGUACUUCAACAUCAGUAUCCAUCAGUGUAUCUACAUCAACGUCAACUAGUGUAAGUACGCCAACAACAUCGGUGUCCAAGACCUUGUCAAGUGCGAGUACAAGUACAUCAACAUCAGUAUCUACCAGUGUGUCUACUUCAACCUCAACAAGUGUAAGCACACCAACGACGUCAAUUUCCACUACAUUGUCAAGUGCCAGUACAAGUACUUCAACAUCAGUGUCCACCAGCGUGUCCACAUCAAUAUCAACAACUGUGAGCACACCAACAACGUCAAUUUCUACUACUUUGUCAAGUGCCAGUACUAGUACUUCAACAUCAGUGUCGACUAGUGUGUCUACAUCUACGUCAACCAGUGUGAGUACACCAACAACGUCAGUGUCCACGACAUUGUCAAGUGCCAGCACAAGUAGUUCAACAUCAGUAUCCACCAGUGUGUCUACAUCAACAGGAACAAGUGUGAGUACACCAACAACUUCAAUUUCUUCUACUUUGUCAAGUGCCAGUACUAGUACAUCAGCAUCAGUGUCCACCAGCUUGUCUACUGCCACGUCAGCUAGUGUCAGCACACCAACAACGUCGGUUUCUUCGACUUAUUCUAGUGGCAGUUCAAGUUACUCAAAGUCAAUUAGCACCAGUUUGUCUAUUUCG
Messenger RNA from Pocillopora meandrina, 7985 nucleotides. The record is from the annotation of a GenBank genome assembly. Lineage: Eukaryota; Metazoa; Cnidaria; Anthozoa; Scleractinia; Pocilloporidae.